Messenger RNA from Ceratina calcarata, 2970 nucleotides. It is a transcript of the gene Cln7, whose product is annotated as CLN7/MFS domain-containing 8. Bases 636 to 2225 code for a protein of 529 amino acids. Gene Ontology annotation, cellular component: lysosomal membrane. Gene Ontology annotation, biological process: transmembrane transport. Lineage: Eukaryota; Metazoa; Arthropoda; Insecta; Hymenoptera; Apidae. The transcript is spliced from 10 exons. The record is from RefSeq and is a predicted model, not a curated record. Gene Ontology annotation, molecular function: transmembrane transporter activity.
AAUGUGGUAUGUAUGUACGUAUGUUAUACAAUGAUACACCCAUGUAGAAUUGAAUCAAAGAUUGCCAUUUAAUAACACGUGACUACGCGUGUGAACACUGUGAAUCGAGAAGGCAUAUGUUUCAGAAUUGCAAUAUGUCAAUUCAUUCUGUCUCAUUUAAAUUUAAUCAGACGUCCUGCUUAUAUCUGGUAGCUAUUAACUUAGACAGCAGGAAUUGAUGUUGGUAAACUCAUACAACUACAACACAGCGACGCAGAGUUCAAACAUUUUUAAUUCCGUAGCCAGUAGUAGUCGUAGUGGUGGCCGUGGCCAGUAGCAAUAGCGAGUAGCGAUGAAUUUAGUGUGGAUGUGAUAUUCUUAACUCAAGUGACAUGCGCAGAUUUUUAAAAUUAAUUAUCAAAUGCGAAAUGCUUCUCCCCGAUACACUUUGUUUCUGACUUGCACCUCUUACUUGUAAUCCAACCAAAGUUUUUGGUUAAACAAUGUUUUAACAAUUUAGAUACGAAUUUUUAAAAAAGAUUUGGAAUAUACAUCAGAAAAUUCGAAGAAGUUUAUAUUUAUACAAGAGAAUUUUGAAUUCUACCAAGUGAUAUUAUUUUACUAUAAUUGUUUGUACACGUUCUAUAAAAUUUUUAAUGGAUUGGUAUAGGAAAGUACUUCGCAAAAGAAGGAGCGCUAUUCCAGUAGAUGAUGACCUGGAAACAGUUGCUGAAAGAAAGAAACGAUGGAGAAGCAUUUAUGCCAUUUAUUUUACAAUGUUCCUGAUGUCCCUUGGCUUCAGUAUCAUACUUACAGGAGUAUGGCCAUAUUUAGAUAAGUUGGAUAGUACAGCUGGAAAAGAGUUUAUGGGGUGGGUAAUUGCAGCAAAUCCUUUGGGACAGAUGUUAUUUUCUCCUUUGGUAGGAUGGUGGGGAGACAAGAGAGGAUCUAUAAGACUUCCACUAUUAUCAACGUUGGCUCUCUUCACUUUUGCAUCAGGAAUGUACAGUAUUCUCGAGGUCGUACCAGGGGAUAAAAAAAUGUACAUGGUAGCUGCUAGAUUCUUGGUUGGAGUUAGUUCCGCUAAUAUUGCUGUAGCACGAUCUUAUCUCUCGGCAGCUACGAAAUUCGUAGAAAGAACGCAUGCUGUUUCGAUGGUAUCUCUUGCCCAGGUGUUAGGAUUCGUAGUAGGCCCAGGUUUGCAGGCGGCAGUUACACCUCUCGGGGAGGAUGGGGUAUACUUUUUAAAUUUACCUGUGAAUAUGUAUACUAUGCCUGGUUGGAUAAAUGUGAUAAUGGGAAUUGUCAAUUUUAUCUUAUUCCUACCGUGGAAUUUCACAGAACAUAGAAUAGCUAUUCGCGAAGCGAUGCGAGACGAAGGAAAACAAACAGAGGAAGAAACGUGGAAGGCAAUAAUGCCAGAUCAUUUAGGAGCUUGGACAUUGAUAGGUGCCUUUUUCGUCUUAGUAUUUAACUUCGUUCUUAUUGAAACACUUGGAACGUCUUUAACCAUGGAUCAAUUUGAGUGGUCGAAAUCUGAGGCCUUGUAUUAUGUGGGCGUUCUAUUGAGCAUUGGUGCUGUAAUAUCCUGUAUUACGUUCGUCAUGAUUGAACCUUUAUGCAAAAGAUUCAAUGAGCGUAAAGUAUUGUUUUGGGGAGGCUUGAUGUUCAUGGUGAUAGGAAGAAUAUUGUGUAUUCCAUGGGGACCUGACCCUCCGAAAAUUGCUUACUUAGGACCAUUUAACAAUGUUACCAAAUAUCCCAACGGCACAGAAAUCUUAGGAUGCCCAAGUACUCAAGAAUGGUGUACCUACACACCUCGAGUCACGGUCACGCAGUUUCUCAUCGGAUAUCUAUUUACUACUACAGGAUAUCCGGUCGGUGUUACUUUGAUACAAACUAUCUUUAGCAAAGUAUUAGGGCCUCGGCCACAGGGUGUUUGGAUGGGUCUGAUGACAGGUGCUGGAUGCGCGUCUCGCAUUUUUGGCCCGGUAUUCGUUACCAUAAUUUAUACUCGGUAUGGGACCUAUCAUACCUUCGGUAUCACUGGGUUAACGCUAAUAGUAUGUAUGUUAUGGUUGCAAAUUGUUGACAAAAGAUUAAUUCCUCCGCAAGCAACAGUCUCAAAGUUGAAACAUAAAGAACCAGAUGCAGAUAUUCCGUUGGUUCAAUCUACAUCUAACGAUGAUCAAAGGCCGAAUGGUGCACGCGAAAGCAACAGAACUAGAGAAAGUGAUAAAGUAUAGCGAACGCAUCACGUUCGUUAUCGGAAAUUUUAUAUCUUAUAAACUUAAGAGCGUACAUCACGAUAACUGUAUGCGACUGCCAUUAAGAAUUUUGAUAACUACUAACUACGAUAUAUAAAAUGCAGGUAUAUUUUUGAUGGAUAUUUAGUACAGAUUGAUAUUACAUAUUUUGCAUACGAAUAUACGUACGUUACAUAUUUUACGUAGAAAAGACAAUUAGUUUUAAAGAUACUUUAUAUUUUGUGCGAGAAGUUGUAGGAGACUAUCGGGGAACAGAAAUUAAUAGACUAACCAUUAUGGUACAAAUGAAUCGUAAAACGGAUAUAAUUAGAUUUUGAUAAUUGACGAUAUGCUAUGCUGAACGAAAAUUGCUAUUUUUAGAUUUUUUAGAAUGUACUAUGUUUUAGCUAGGAUCAUUCGCCAAAGAAAGGAAUUUUAUAAAUAUAGCUUUUAAAAUUGAAUUUCAAUAUCUGUGUUACACAUCAUAAUGGUAAAGACUGAUACUUCGCUCAAUUUGUAUUAAAAUAAGAAUAUGACAUCAGAAGCGACAAAUAUUCUUCAUUAAACAAUAUCUGAAUUACUAGAUACUUAUUACGAAUAAUCGAGGGUGAUUUUGCAUUAAAGCAAAAUCUAAGAGUAUUAUUAAUGAAGAAAAGCGGAUGACAGAAUUUAAGAGUUGUAAGUUGUUUUUGUAUUACGAAACGUUUUGUAUUACUAAACGUGCAAAUAUAUAUACUUGCAGAAA